CACAAACUCAAGUCACCUAAUAGUGAUACACGAGAAAGCGUCUUGUAUUGGUGUAACGCUGUUCGUAUUUUUCCGACUACCUCAAUGUCAGAAAAUACAAACAUGGAACAACUGAGUAUACCUGAGUUUUAUAAAGGCCGUUCGGUCUUUAUCACCGGUGCGACGGGUUUUAUGGGUAAAGUGCUAGUGGAGAAGCUUUUACGAUCUUGUCCUGACAUUGAGCGUAUUUACCUAUUAAUGAGACCGUCGAAGGGCCAGAGUGUCGAAUGUCGCUUGCAGGAUCUGAUCAACAACCAGAUAUUCGAUGCGGUCAGGAAAGAGCAAUUGAAUGUUAUGGCAAAACUUACGGCUGUGACGGGUGACGUGACGCUUCCUGGAUUCGGAUUAUCGGUCUCUGAUAUGCACCUCUUAAUUGAAAACGUUUCUAUUGUCUUCAAUUCCGCGGCAACUAUCAAAUUCAAUGAAGAGCUCAAGGAUGCCAUCGAAAUGAAUGUGAAAGGACCCAUGCAACUAUUGAACAUUUGCCGUCAAAUGAAGCGUCUCGAGGCUUUCGUCCACGUAUCCACGGCUUUUAACAAUUUGGACCGGGAGGAAAUGAAAGAACAGGUGUAUCGCUCCAAAGUUGAUCCUGUCAAAUUAAUUCAAUUGCUUGACUGCCUCGACGAUAACGUAGUAAAAAAGAUUGCGCCAGAACUAAUAGGAAAUUGCCCCAAUACAUAUACUUACACCAAAGCCUUGGCCGAGCAGCUGCUAGAGGAACAAUGUGGGAACGUUCCAUUGGCAAUCGUGAGGCCAUCCAUCGUUACCGCAGCUCUCAAGGAACCUAUUCCAGGCUGGGUUGACAAUUACAACGGGGCAACAGGAACAAUAGCCGCCGUUGGGAAAGGAUUCUUUCGUAUCAUGAAGAUUAACGCAGAACUAGUCAGUGACAUCAUCCCCGUUGAUUACCCAAUCAAUUUGAUGAUUGCUGCAGCCUGGCAUUUAGCCAUUCGUAGACCAAACGAAGUGCCUGUCUAUAGUUGUACCACUGGCCAUCGAAACCCACUCACCUGGGGCGGUUUGAAACGUUUUACUGUAGACUCUUGGUUGAAAUAUCCUACCAAAGAUAUGAUGUGGUAUCCCAGCGCUUUUUACACAAUCAACGACGUCUGGUUCAAAGCCAAUCAAGCCCUGUUUCACACUAUCCCAGCCCAUUUGUUUGACAUGUUUUACACCUUGACCGGUAAACGCAGUCGUUGGGUUCGAAUGUACGCUAAAGCAACUCUUGCCUUUUCUUCUUUGGAGUUUUUUACGACACAUCAGUGGCGAUUCAUCAGUAACAAUCCCAUUCGUCUACUGGAAGAGAUGUCAAAUCAAGACAAGAAAACAUUUUAUUUUGACGUCCGCGAAAUUGAUUGGAAAAGUUACUUUGAAACUUACAUACAGGGAGCUCGACGUUACGUCCUUAAAGAUGAUCACAGUACUUUGCCACUUGCAAGACGCAACCUCAACCGGUUGUACAUGGCACGAAUGUUUCUACGUCUCCUGUUUUUCUUUAGUGUUUUCACAGUACUGUUGCGCACUUUCAAGCCAUUUUUACUUCCAGCUAUCUGUCUGCAAACUGCCAUUUUCCUAUUAGCCGAGUUUUUGUCAGUGUAAAUUUUGUCUUGCAAUUAACGAAAAGCCACAAUUUUUUUUACCAAUGGCAUAAAUAGUUAGUGAAAGACUGGUAGGUAAAUCAGCAGGUUGUUUUACUUUCUAACUUUCUUCGAAGAACUCUUUUCAUUGAUUCAAUUAAUCGGCAUUUUCAUACUCUAAUUUCUUUGAAUUUCAUGUUCAAAAAUUCUCAUUAUGCAUUUUUUCUUCAGAUGUCUUUAGUUAUGCUGGCAAACUUGUUAAAUAUCUUGUCUUAAUGGCUCGGUUUAGGACCAGGUAUUAUGGAAAAUUGUUCAGAUAAUCUAGUAAAUUAGUUUUUAGGCAACUGUUAUUAAAGUUGUUUUGAAAUCAAAUCUUUAGAGAAAGUAACAACCUUUGGUUUUUACUUGAAAAACUGGUUUUAUUCCCCUUUUGUUCCCAUAAAAACAAAUUCAAAACAGAAUUCAUUUAUGAAACUUUUGUCGGAAAGUUAAAGUUAUUAUAUUUGCUUCUUAUAUCGCGCGCGCAAUCGUCCUCAGCGAUAAGCAGUGUGUUAAGACCUACCUUUCAUUGAGGAUUUAUUGUUAACAAUAUAUCUGUGUGAAAGUGUAGUAGUGACCAGCCCCAGAAACAAUUGCUCAAAAAAACCUACCCAAACAACUUUUGCUAGAACUCUAACAGCUAUUGAAAAACAAUCCUUUUCUUUGUUCUAUUUUCAUUCUGAAAAAUGUUUUUUUUUUCAUUUACCGCUUCGCUGUACUGUCAAACGUUAAAAGUACGAUUAACAAUAAAAAAACACAUAACAAAUA
Molecule: messenger RNA, 2423 nt
Organism: Daphnia magna
Lineage: Eukaryota; Metazoa; Arthropoda; Branchiopoda; Diplostraca; Daphniidae
Product: putative fatty acyl-CoA reductase CG5065
Exons: 8
Coding region: 85-1638 (517 amino acids)
Biological process (GO): long-chain fatty-acyl-CoA metabolic process
Cellular component (GO): peroxisome
Molecular function (GO): alcohol-forming very long-chain fatty acyl-CoA reductase (NADP+) activity
Source: RefSeq, a predicted model, not a curated record